Molecule: messenger RNA, 1300 nt
Organism: Blepharisma stoltei
Lineage: Eukaryota; Ciliophora; Heterotrichea; Heterotrichida; Blepharismidae
Source: the annotation of a GenBank genome assembly
AUGUUUUCAAUCUGGGGCUUUCUUGUAUGAGUUGGAGCAAUUAAAAUCGUUUAUUUCUUGCUCAAAGAGAGCUAUUUUAGAAUCUGGCGGAAAAUAAAUAUUGACGAUUAUAAAUACGGAUGAGUUGUAAUUACAGGUGCAUCUGAUGGAAUAGGAAAAUCUUUAGCCUGAAGAUUUGCUGAGCAAGGAUUUAAAGUAAUUUUAAUUGGAAGAAAUCCCGAAAAGCUAAAAGUUGUAUCAGAAGAAAUUAUUAAAAGAACUGGAAAUUUGGAUGUAAGGUAUAUUGUUUCCGAUUUCAAGAAUUCUCAAGAUGACCAAGAAAUAUUUUACAGAGAAUUGAUAGAGAAGCUCAAAGUCUUCAAUGUUUCAAUUCUGAUCAAUAAUGUAGGAGUCGCCCGCUUCAGCUUCUUGAGUAACCAAGAAAUGACAGAAAUCGAAGAAAUGAUUAAUACAAACAUAUAUCCUCAGACCUUAAUCUCAUAUUAUUUAAUCCCAAUUUUCGCAAAAAGAUAUAAAGAACUGCGCACUAAAAGUCUAGUCAUUAAUUUCUCAUCUCUUAUAGAAGAAUAUAUCGUUCCUGGAGCAGCUGUUUACUCACUCCCCCCCUCCGUGAGUGAACAAAACCAUUAGAAAAAUCGCUAUUUUUUGCCCAAAAACCCACCCUUCGUGAGUGAACAAAAAUUUUUUUAAUAGAAAAAUUUUUUAUGGAAAAUAAUUUUGAUAUAUAAAUAAUAAUUAGUAUAAUGAAAUCUAGAGCUAAUUCUGUUUAAUUUUAAACGAAUUGCCUUUUAAAACAUAAAUUUUAUAAAUUAAAAUUAAUAUUUACUUUCCAAUUUUUGCGAAUUAGGAUUUUUUUAAAUUUCGAAAAAAAAAAAAUUUUAUAAAAUUUAUAUAUAAAUUUUUUUAAAAAAAAAAAUUAACCCCCCCUCCGUGAGUGAACAAAAUUUUUUUGUUCACUCACGGAGGGGGGGAGUCAGCAACAAAGCAAUAUAAUCAUUUUUUAAGCGAAGCUUUGAGUUAUGAGUAUAAAGAUUUUAUUGAUUUCGUUACAGUUAAGCCAGGCACUGUUGCAACAAAUUUAUUGAAAGAUGUGGAUCUUCAAGAUUUGCCUCUAAUAGUUGUCAAUGUCGAUGAGUUCACAACUAAUUUAUUAAAAAAUCUACAUGCAGGGAUAAACUAUGGGCACUGAAAGCAUGCCAUUAUAUCAUAUACAUUAGGCUUUGUGCCUUAUCAGCUUGUCACUGCUCUGCUGCAGCUAUUUAUGCCAUUAAUUAUAAAGCUUAGGCUUAUUAAACAAUAA